This is a messenger RNA of Botrytis byssoidea, 3003 nucleotides long. RefSeq lists its product as uncharacterized. NCBI's taxonomy places the organism in Eukaryota, Fungi, Ascomycota, Leotiomycetes, Helotiales, Sclerotiniaceae. The transcript has 3 exons. Bases 1 to 3003 code for a protein of 1000 amino acids. The record is from RefSeq and is a predicted model, not a curated record.
AUGGCUCCUCCUCGUGCUUCAGGAACCAAGGAUGGCCAGGAUAGGUCAUUAAAUAGAGAGGGCGCUAGCAUUAGAAACAAGGAUGCUAGCAGGGUAAACAAGCUCUCGGCGCAAGAGACAAGAGUAUCAGGUCAAAUGGUAUCUGGACCAACAAACUCAAAGUCGAACACAACUGCAGCCCCACGUGCCAAGUCAUCGAGACUUUCCAAAGGUCCUGCAUCCGAUGUGUCACAAGACGAGAGCGUCGAGGGUGAGUCUUCUACGCGAGCCUCAAUUCCACGCGCUGCCACGCGACAGCCGAUCCCACCCCCCGUCCACUCAAACGAAGGGGAUCACGUCGAAUCUCCUCACUUGCCCAGAUUCACCGAAGAUUCAUCAGGAGCUCAACAUUUUCGCAUACAAGAUUGGGACCUCAACGGCCCACACGACUUGAUACCUACAGAGCAACGAGAACAACAAAAUCAUGGAGGUGAUCGUGCCAGAACACUGAGGGAGGAAGAAAGCAGUAGUCGUCAGACCGCUACUCAUCAUCACCCAGCGCCAGUCGAAGGUACUCGCAGCAUCAUUCAAGAUAGAAGGCAAGAGAAGGCGCACGUAUCUACACAACCGAGACCAAAUAUUACCGGUCCACAACCACUAUCCCCAGCCAUUUUGGCUUCUCUGGCUGCUGAAAAAGCCAAAUACAAAGAAGAGGAAUUGGACGCCAAGCUCCAAUACAUAAAGAAGCACAGUGGUGGAGGUUGGGGCAUUGAAGACUUCCAAGAAGUUGGUCUUCGUGGUGGACGUUCAGAAAAGGGGGCUGUAACCCCCACCAGCAGCCCAGUCGUGUCGUCUCCAUCUAUAACUGAUUCUGAAUCAACCAUAUCUGGUGAUUCUCCCGUCGAGGCCACUGAACCCAGUAUGGCCCCUGCUUCUAGGUCUGUUGAGGCUGCACAUUCCUCUGCACCUUCCAGUUUGGUCUCUCCGUCUCCAUCGAAGCAUGUUGAUGCACCUGUCGACUCCGGUGACUCAGCCAUGACUGCUGCUGCCGAGUCAGUCACACCACCAAGUCCCCAUUUACUCCCGAUAGCAGGAAGCUUAGGAAAUGGUAGAGGAAAGGCCGUGGCUGUGGAUCAAGAUGAGAAGUCUGCUGAAGAGUCUUCCGAAGAGCCAGCUGAGGAUCCUACCAGCGAUGAUGAUAUCACAGAUCAAUAUCGGAAUCCGACACACGCCAAUGGCCAAUCUAGUAUGGCUUCGAGUAGUCAUGGGCCUAUCGAAAAAGAAGUCAAGAAGAUGCCUCCCGGUCAUGUUGCCAUCGACGAAGGAACUCACAGUCGAGCCCAAAUCCUGGCUGGAGCUCCGCAGCCAGAAGCUUUGACCAUAAUGCUUCGAACCGAAAAGCGCGACGAACACAAUGUGGCAACUGCUCGAGCUUUAGUUACCCAUAAAUAUACAAAGGAAAUAAAUUGGGCAGACGCAAGAGAAGUCAAGUGUCUCAACAAGUGGCGUAACCAGAUCUUAAUUCGAGCCUUCAAGUCAAAGCAUGAACGAAGAUGGAAGUACACUCUUAGUGAGAUGAACACGUUGUGUCAAUUCCUGGACAUCCAGCUUGCUAUUCCUACAGUAGAUGGCUUAAUGGCCAAUGUUGAUUGGGCAUGGGUCACAACCAACUACAACAGCUUUUUCCAAGGACAGAUACAACGCGCUGGCGAAUUAUACGCCAGCGCCUCCUACACAGGCGAUGAUGGCAGAAAGACAUCUGCCGCCGGUCAACCAAUGAAGUAUGACCGUGAUGCACCAUUUAGAUCUGAGAUUGCUUUGAAGAAUCAGAUCUAUCACUUCAGAGACAAACGAGCAGUCGACCUUGUCAGAAAUUCGAGAGGUGCAAGAUCAUGGGAUGAACCUCAGGAACCCGCUAGUGAUGAACCACAGGAAGAUACUGAGAAUAUUCCCUCAGUCUUGUCUAGUGAGAGGUCUUCCCCCAGUUCCAAGGGAUCGCUCAAGAAGCUAAUCUUUACGCUUGGGAAUGGUAGCAAGGUGACACUCGAAAACAAGAAGAGGGCCAACACUGAGGACCCUACAGAUGAAGAGAUCUGCCCACCGAACAAGAAGACAAAGUUUAGUGGGCCUUCUCAUCUACGUGGGGGUAGCGGUGGUAUGUGGGAAGGCCCCGAGUCGGACUUCGACUACAGCGAGGAUGCUGCACCACCAACUCACUAUCAGGGUCAUGAGUUGCGUUCCGAUUCUCCCUUUCGACAAAGUUCCCCCUCUCGCACUGCACGAGGCUUUUCCAAUGCUGAAAGUGUUUUGGGUCAAGGCAGAACAGAACAUGGUGUCAAUAACCGAUCUAUGGUCGCUCGGUCUACCUCUCUAUCUGGAAGUGAGCAGAGCUCAAGGGAAAUUGAGGAGAACUAUGAUGAUGAUAGUGAUUAUGAAGGCACAUCAUCCUCACAUAAGGCCAAUAUGGAGCCACGCCUUCCUCAAGAGGCUCAAUUUCCGCCUGCAUAUUCACAGGCUCGUCACCCACUUCCCGCUGUUCGAAAUACAAUCGUAGAUGCACAAGAUACUUGUCGUUGCCCCAGCCCUAGGCGUCCACGCAAUAUUGACGCACCACAGCGCCACCUUCUUCCCAAUGGACCACUAUUGCCGGCUCAAUAUGGUUCGCCACAGAGAGCCCCACCUUCAAACAGCAAGAAGAGAGCAAGGAAUCAUGGCGAUGCUAAUAUGGGCAACAACAGCCAACAAGUCCCAUCGAAGAGACCAAGAUUGCAAGAUCAAGAUCAAGAUGGGUAUCGAGAUCAACAUCCAGUUCGAUUUGACCCAGUGCAAUUGGAUACAGUUGCAGGAGGUCCGAACCAGAUUUUCCUCUCUCCAUUCCCACACAAUUCGAGUGUGGCUAAUAGGGAAGCUGCUCUUGGAUUACGGCUAAGAGCUCCAGUGAGAGGCCCACAAGUAGUCACCAGGACACUCGGGCAAGCCGGACUUCGCCUUCCCACUCUGGAUGAUUAUUUUUUCGAAGAAUGA